This is a messenger RNA of Rubroshorea leprosula, 1289 nucleotides long. The record is from the annotation of a GenBank genome assembly. Lineage: Eukaryota; Viridiplantae; Streptophyta; Magnoliopsida; Malvales; Dipterocarpaceae.
AUGAAUGUGUUAAUGCCGAGAUUUGCGACAAGGGAUUUGAAAGGAUUGAGGAUAUGCAGUCAGGGAAGGAAGGUUGGAUUCAUGAGCAGGUGGAUGAGUUGAUAGGAAAUCAGAGGACAAACUUUCAGGUUAGUGAUGAAAAUGGAGCAUAUUCGGAAUUUGGGCCGUUAGUAGAGAGGCAAGGUGGGUUGGAGGAGUGUGAUGGGCUUAUAGCAAACUCAACUGGGAUGAUUGGGUGUAGUAUGGGGAAUAGGCCUGAUGCUGAAAAUGUAGGACAGCUAGAUUCGACCCGAGAGAUGGAUAAAAGGGAUUUGAUGGGUAAACAGCAUAAGAAAUUAGAAGAGCAUUACCCAAAGAAGCUAGUAAAAAUCUGGGUGGAUCCGGGAGCAGGGGCAAUGGGUGACAGCCAGAAUGAAGCAACGGCAAGGAAGAAGAGAGAUGGCUCAAAAGGAUGCAGAGGAGAAGGAGGAAUUGGGCAUUACUUGGGAAGUGGUGGGUUAGAUUGGGUGAUGGAGUGGAGAUUUAUGGAAACAAGUGGUAUGGGAAAAAUAUUAUGGAGAAUAGGAGGGAUGUCAGUGGGUUCAAGAAAUAUGGUGGUGAAGGGUUUUAGAUGGGAGCUAGGAGAUGGCAAUCGAGUGGGGUUCUGGAGAGAGAUAUGGGUUAGAGAUAGGCGAAUGGGAGGAGAUAGGUGGCGAUGGAAUAUGGAGUGGAGAAAAGAGAGGUUAGGAAGAGUGAGGGAUGAAGAAGAGGUCUUCUGGGAGAUGCUUGGCCAUGUACAAUUAAAGAGAGGAAAGGAGGAUCGCUGGUGGUGGGUACAUGGCUCGGAAGGACGAUAUGUGGUGAAGAAAGCUAAUGAGAUUUUGGCUCCUAUGAAGUGCCUUCUUCCGGAUCAGUUUUGUAAGAUGAUUUGGUUUAGGAAUAUUAGAAUCUUUAAGAAAAUUGAGACUUUUAGGGAAAGGGUGGUAAAUAUGGUGCAAGCCAAGACUUUUUUCUAGAUUAAGCUUAAGAUGAAGGGGUGUGUUUUCUCCUUUUCCAAGUGGCAGAAUAAUCCAAUGCAAGUUGCUGUAGAAGUCAAACGGCAUAAAAGGUUAUUGAAGGUAUUCUAUGAGCAGAAACAGGGGGUGGCAUGAACGGAUAAAUGGUAGGAAUGGUUCGUUUGCUGGUUUUUUGGGUUUGAUUAUAGUUUUUCUUGGCUGUUGGGUUUGUUUGUAUUGCUCUUGCCUUUUCACUUUGUAGAUGGAUUGGAGUACCCCCUAUACUCGUUAAAAUAAUAAAAAUAUUUAUUUUGC